Messenger RNA from Exophiala oligosperma, 3651 nucleotides. RefSeq lists its product as uncharacterized. The transcript has a single exon. Lineage: Eukaryota; Fungi; Ascomycota; Eurotiomycetes; Chaetothyriales; Herpotrichiellaceae. The record is from RefSeq and is a predicted model, not a curated record. Gene Ontology annotation, molecular function: ATP binding; nucleic acid binding. Bases 44 to 3511 code for a protein of 1155 amino acids.
CAACAGGCUGCGCUCUUCUUUGCCUCUUUGCACGACAUGUAGAAUGGCUAAAUUGCAGGCGGCGACUGUGUCGCGCCAGCCUGUCAAUCGCAAGCGAAAGCACAGGACGCAGGAAGACGAGUCGCAGGCGACACAGUCCGACAGUACUCCCAACACCCCAACUACCGCAGACACAAUUACCACAAAGACAACCACAACGGUGCCUACCAAAACCCAUGAUGGUGGACCAAAGCCACGAAGGACGAAAGCUAACUCCAAACCAACUUUGGUCCGAAAAGGCUCCUCUUCUAAUCUUGUUGAGUCAGACAUACCCUGGCCUGAGCACUUCAAGUAUCUGAAUUUGCUACACAAAGCCUUGAACGUUGUCUACACGUUCUGCUGUACUCGCAAGCACUUUGCCACUACAUGGGACAACAUAAAGUCUGCAGUGGAGGGACACAUAAAAAGACCGUUGAAAGAAGAAGAUGUGGCGCAGGUGAAAGCUAUAAUACCCCGGGCCAUCAACUUCGUCUAUGUCGACGAAGAGCACUUGAUGGUUACAAUCAUGGGCGAGGAAGACGGAAUCAAGGGUGGCAGAGCAGAUCACUUCAGAUCAUUGGCGGAAGAUGAAAAUGGUCGCGACGAGCAGUCAGGGACACCCAAAGAGUUACUCCUUUUUGAGUUCGUCGAUGGAGACCUCAAGCGACAAGUGAUCGAUCCAAAGACAGGAGAACCAACCAAGGCCACCCAAAAGCUACGAAAUGAAGAUCUAAAGAUGCCCGUUUUCAGCCAAAAGUCGAUGUUGAAGCUGAUCGAAAAGCGCAAUUUGAAAUUCACUUCUGCCGUAAAUGCCUUCCUCAAUCAAUGCGCCGAGGAGCGGACAGAUGCCACGGAGAAAAUCAUGGAACUGAAGCAACAGUACAUACCUGUUCCUUCUUCCAGUAGAGCCACUACGCCUGCUCCUGAUACCAAUGGCUUGCCAAAAACCAUUCCCAAAGAUCGGAAAUCAAUCUCAGAGAUCGUACAAGAAAUCACCGAACUUGAAUGGUACACUCAACAGAUUGUACCGGAUGGCCAUCGUGUUUUCGAUCCGCAGCCCGCCAUUUACGGAGACCUUAACUUUCGGUUGUCUCAAAAUCUGGUCAAUGCCCUCUACAACAACAAGGGUAUAACUCAACUUUAUUCGCAUCAGGCUGAGGCUAUAAACAACUUGCAUGAUGGACAUCAUGUCAUUGUCUCCACCUCUACAAGCUCCGGCAAAUCCUUGAUCUACCAAAUUCCCAUGCUUCAUGAGCUCGAAAAGGACCCCGAAAGCCGCGGCAUGUACAUAUUUCCAACGAAGGCUCUCGCGCAAGAUCAGCGAAGAAGCAUGAAGGAGCUCCUGGGAUACAUACCUGGCCUCGAGCAUACCAUUGUGGAAACCUUUGAUGGAGACACCCCAAUGAACGCGAGAAAUUCCAUACGGGAUGAAGGCAGAAUCAUAUUUACCAAUCCAGAUAUGCUGCACAUCACUAUUCUACCGCAAGAAAGCGGUUGGCGGACAUUCCUUCAGAACCUGAAAUAUGUUGUCGUGGACGAAUUGCACGUUUACAAUGGACUGUUUGGCGCCCAUGUGGCUUUCAUAAUGCGCCGACUACGAAGAAUAUGCGCAGCGGUGGGAAACCGCAAGGUCAAGUUUAUCUCUUGUUCAGCUACGGUGGCGAAUCCUGAAGAGCAUAUGAAAACUAUUUUCGGUGUAGACAAGGUGAAGCCGACUGAUUUUGACGGAUCUCCAUCCGGGCGGAAAGAAUUCGUCUGCUGGAAUACACCGUACAAGGACCCAGGUGACCCCUCGUCCGGUCGAGGGGAUACAUUUGCAGAGACAGCUCGACUAGUUUGCCAACUCAUUCUGCGUGGUGUCCGAACCAUUGCCUUUUGUCGUAUACGAAAGCAGUGUGAGGUGCUCCUGGCCGCCGUAAAAGCCGAGUUCACCAACCUCGAAAGACCAGAGUGUGCGGCUCUCGUCAUGGGUUACCGUGGCGGUUAUUCGGCUCAAGACCGUCGUCGGAUCGAAUCAGAAAUGUUCGGUGGCAAGCUCAUGGGCAUAAUCGCGACAACCGCUCUAGAACUUGGCGUCGACAUCGGCUCUCUCGACGCGGUCGUCACAAUGGGGUUCCCUUACACCAUUGCUAACCUGCGACAACAAAGUGGUCGAGCCGGGCGACGUAAUCGAGACUCCCUCUCCGUCCUUGUGGGAGAUUGUUUUCCCGUCGACCAGUACUACAUGCAGAACCCAGAUGAGAUCUUCACCAAACCCAAUUGCGAACUCCAAGUCGACCUGCAGAAUGAACUCGUGGUCGAAGGACACAUGCAGUGUGCGGCGUACGAGAUGCCAAUCAAGCCAGAUGAAGACGUCAAAUUCCUCGGAAAAAUGCUGCCGGAAAUAUGCACUGAGCGGCUCAGUUAUGAUCCCUUGGGCUUCUAUCACUGUAACGAGCGGUUUCGGCCUUUGCCCUCGAAAUGCGUGGCCAUCCGCGACACCGAAGACGAGCACUUCGCCGUGAUCGACAUCUCGCAUGGGCGCAAUAUUGUUCUCGAAGAAGUCGAGGCCUCCCGCGCCUUCUUCACCCUCUACGACGGUGGUAUCUUUUUGCACCAGGGGCGGACGUACAUGGUCAAAGAGUUCUCGCCCGAGAGGAAGAUCGCCCGGGUCCAGCUUGUCAAAGUAGACUGGACGACGCAGCAGCGAGACUUUACUGACGUCGACCCCAUCGAGACGGAGCAGGUCCGCCGCGUGAGCGAGAAGUCGUUGACAAAGGCCUUCUUUGGCAAAAUAAAGGUCAAGGCCGUCGUGUUCGGAUUCUUCAAGAUCGAUCAGAAACGUCGUAUCCUGGACGCCGUCGCGGUCGAUAACCCGCCCGUCAUCAUCUACUCACGUGGCCUGUGGCUGGACGUUCCGAAAUACGCCCUGCAGAUCCUGAAGGACAAACGACUCAACCUCGCGGCCGGCAUCCACGCGGCGGAACAUGCGCUCAUGAGCCUCAUGCCGCAGUUCGUGGUGAGCAUGCCUGGUGACGUGCGGACCGAAUGCAAGAACGCGCUCAAGGAAUUUGCGAAGAAGGAAACCCAGCGGAAACGCCCUGCACGACUGACCUUCUACGACGCAAAGGGAGGAGCCGCAGGGUCGGGCAUCGCAGCGAAGGCGUUUGAGUUUAUCGACAUGUUGCUCGAGAGGGCCGUGCAGCGCGUGGCGGCGUGUCAUUGUCUCGAAGGGUGUACCGAGUGUAUUUGUGACGAGAGGUGCAAAGAGAAGAACAUGAUUAUGAGCAAGGCCGGCGCUGAAGUCAUCUUGAAGAGUCUGAUCGGUGCCGAGAUCGACAUCGAUGCCUUGCCCGAGGGCGAGGAGGAGAGAGUCCCUGCCGGAGUCGAGACGGUUGUAUUUGCGGACGAGGUCAUGGGUCACAACGGACGACGGGUUGAGGAAAAGGGGUUCAUCAAGCGAGAGAAGGAUGAUGAUGAGUGUAUCAUCAUCAAGGACGAGCCGGACGAUUAAAUAAGUCGCCAACCAUCAAGACUUGGAUUGUUAUGUACGAAUAUUACGACCAUUAUGAAUGUAACAUCUCAAAAAUAUACAAUCUUACAGUAAGAUAGAUAGAUGUCCGUUGGCCAAAGUCUAUCUGCAAGAACUCUACU